Owenia fusiformis is the source of this 1185-nucleotide messenger RNA. NCBI's taxonomy places the organism in Eukaryota, Metazoa, Annelida, Polychaeta, Sabellida, Oweniidae. The record is from the annotation of a GenBank genome assembly.
CGGACCUAACAGCUUUGCUUGUCCGAUGAUUACUUACCAUUUUUGAUGUUUUCUUCGGAAUAAUUUGGAGCUGUGGAUUCCGGAAGCGAUGGCAAUGCCAAUAUCAGAACGAGGCUGCAAUGAAUCGUGGGUAACCUCUAGAUCCAUGCCUGAAUCGUGGGAAUUCCCGAACAACAUAUUGCUAUCGUUUCUCCCUUUAUAAAAGCGAUUAUACAUAAUUAUUGAAGCUAGAUAGAUAGUCCACAGGCUCAACAAUUGGGAUCUGUUGCAAGUAAGGUUGGAACACGCCCCAGAAAGGCGAACAAGGGCGUUGAAAUUAGAGUAAAAAUUCAACAUGGCGGCAAGUGCCUCAAAGAAGAAGCAGAAGGGAAAGGGGAAGGUGAUGUCACUAAAUGACUUUCUAGGAGACAGUGCCCCACCUACACAUUUACCAGCUAAAUCAUCCAGUGAUAACUGGGCAGACCAGAUGGAAGAGGAUGAUGUAGAUACUAUCAGUGAUUAUGGUUAUGGUAGUGCCCAAAGAGUAAAUAGAGCAGCUCUUCCAACAGCCCCCAGAGCUGCCAGGGGAUGUGAUAUAGAUCCAGCAAGACUCCCCUCUGGUCCUCCCUACACAGCAUACAUGGGCAACUUACCUUAUGAUGUAGAUGAAAAGAAAAUUAGGACUUUUUUCGAAGGACUGAAGAUUGUCAAUGUGCGCAUCCCAAAUGAAGGAGGACGUCCCAAAGGCUUUGGUUAUACAGAGUUUGAAGAUAAAGAGAGCCUCAUCAAUGCACUCUCUUUAAAUGAAGAGAACUUACUUGGGAGAAAAAUAAGAGUGGAUUUGGCUGAGCAGAACCAAAAAGAUGGAGAAAUGCGGAGAGAUGGUGACAGACGAGGUGGAGGUAGAGACAGAGAUCAGCAAGACAGAGGUGACCCAGAUAGGGCAGAGGGGGACUGGAGGAGUAACAGAGUUCCUGUAGAACAACCCGUCAUCGGCGGUGGCUCACGAGACAGAGGAGGCUUUGACAGAAGUGACAGAGAUGGAUACAAUAGGGGAGGCUUUGAUAGAGAUGAUAGAAGGGGUGGAGGAUUUGAUGACCGCAGAGGGGGAUAUGAUGAUCGCAGGGGAGGAUAUGAUGAUCGUAGAGGGGGAUAUGAUGAUCGCAGGGGAGGAUAUGAUGAUCGCAGGGGAGGAUAUGAUGACCG